AUGACAGUGACAGUCCAAGACUUCCACGUUAUUAUUAUCGGAGCCGGUGCAACCGGCCUCCUCCUCGCUCAGGGUCUAAAAAAGCACGAUGAGGAGACCUACGAGCAGCGCGCAGGACAAUGGACCAUGGCUCUGCACUCGUCCCUCCCAUACCUCGAAUCAACCCUCCCGCCGGCCCUCCAUGCCAAGCUGAACACAGCAACGACGAAUCCCUGGUCCGAGCCUGACCCUGGCAUUGCUGCCGCUAUCCCGUUUGUCGAUGGCGCCACAGGCGAGGUGGUGGCCAAGAUCCCUAUGCCGCAUCCCAAGCGCGUUGUCCGGGGAAAGCUGCGUGAUCUCUUGCGGACGGAUGUUGAGAUCAGAUUCGGGAUGAGGUUGACGGAUGUCCGGGUUGAGGAUGAUGGGGUAGUUGCCGUUUUCAACGGGGAGAUGGUUAGGGGGAGUGUGCUUGUUGGAGCGGACGGAGCUCGGUGCGUGGUGCGAGCCAAAGUGGUCGAUACCGAGGUUGCGGCGUUGGAAGAGCCAAACAUCAUGGUUUUGAAUGCAUUCCCCUCGUUCGCUAGGGAACAGGCGCUCUUCAUCCAUGAGAGAUCCCACCCGAUUGUGCAGCUGGCUCCCCAUCCGCACCAGCAGACGAUGGCCAACGUGGUGGAUCCUGACAAGCCGGAAACGUGGGUUUUCCACUAUUGCCUCUCAAUCUGGACGCACGAAGACCCUCCAGAAAACACUGGGGAGCGCAGAGCUCUUUUCAGACGCUUCAUGGCUCGAUACUGCGAGCCGUACAAGUCCGCCGGUGAGUGGUUGAGCGAGGAUACACCAAUACCGGGAGAAAAGGUGGUAUACCACGGCGCGGAUCUUCACACAGAGAUGGAUGGCUACGAUGAGUCGGCGUAUACUCGUGGCAAGCAGGAUAUAGACUUGUCGUCGGAGCAGAUGUACGCGUAUCAUCACUGGGAGGAGAUAAUGACUAGUCCGUUGACGACGGGGGGAUACGGUGCUUCCAGGCAAUAG
Molecule: messenger RNA, 1011 nt
Organism: Aspergillus thermomutatus
Lineage: Eukaryota; Fungi; Ascomycota; Eurotiomycetes; Eurotiales; Aspergillaceae
Exons: 7
Coding region: 1-1011 (336 amino acids)
Source: RefSeq, a predicted model, not a curated record